Molecule: messenger RNA, 4389 nt
Organism: Labeo rohita (rohu)
Lineage: Eukaryota; Metazoa; Chordata; Actinopteri; Cypriniformes; Cyprinidae
Gene: fam149b1
Product: family with sequence similarity 149 member B1
Biological process (GO): cilium assembly; protein localization to cilium
Source: RefSeq, a predicted model, not a curated record
CCUUGGUCUCCAUGACAGUCUUGUUAUUGUUGUUCAGCAGAUAAUCAUGGAUGGAUGAAGAAUACAACUGAUUUUCUCGGCAUUAAAUCCUUCCAAAUAAAUCUGUCGACGAAAUGGUGGAAUAGUCAGGUUUUCGUUUUAUGUUCGCGGACUUUUUACUCUCCUCCACGCAAGGUUUGAUUGAUAGAGCAGGUUCGGCCCAGCUCAGUGCUGGAUACUACACCUUUUCUCACAGCACAGCUGUGAUCCAGUCUAUGUGGUUCCGUGUGGGUCCGACUGUUUGUGAAGCAUGAGAGAGCAGCGGUGGUGCAGCAGCAGCGGCCCGGUCCGGACACAGGAGGCUCGGAGUCGGAUCACAGGCUUGAUGGAGGAGAUGCGCCUGUAACAGCUUCAGGAGGAUGAUUUCACGAUACAGCCGCCGGCCUGUAUCUCACAGCCUAGAGAUUCGUGGUUUGUCCCGCAGCUGUCUGGACCAGCAUCCUCUUCCAGAGGAGGCAGAUGAUGAUACUGUGCAUCCUUCCAGACUCCUGCAUGAUCUCGAGGAGGACAUGUCCUCAUACAGUAGAUCUGAGGAGUCCUCUGCGUCAUCCGUCAGAUCGGGAUGUCAGACAAUCACCACAGAUGACACAGCUCAGUCUUGGUCUGGUAUCCAUAGUUACACGGGAACUGGCAUCUCUACAGAACGCAGCUCUGUCUUUUCGUGGGGCUACGAUGAAUUUGAUAAAGCCGCUUCCAGGCAGGUCCAGCAGAUGUUUGAAGAGAUUGAAGAACAGUUGUAUGAAAGGAAGUGUGAAACACAGCUCAAAGGCCUGCAGGAAGAGUGUCAAGAGUGGGCAUCACGAUUCCCUCAUUUACGGAUCCUCGGAACACAGCUGGUUUGUCCCACAGAUGAAGGAUUCCAGUGGUACGCUACGCCAGCUCAUGCGCCCAUCCCCUCCAGUGGCGGCCAGAGCAAAGAGAAAACUAAUGAGUUGUGUGUGCAGGGUCGGAGGGCGGUUUUGUGUCGGCCCUCUUUGGAGGUGACCUACCCCAGCGUCACACCCAGUAGUAACCAUGCAGACGAGUUGCCCAGGGUGAUCGAGGCCGAGGGACUGAUAGAAGAGUACCUCGCCUUUGACUGCAGAGACCUGGAUGAGGAAUGGGAACGUGAGUAUGUGAACAGACGGCGGAGGCGCUGGCUGCCCCCUGUCUCGCCUUAUCGCUGUCGUCGGGAGGCAGUGAUUGAUCUGCUGUUUGAUGACGUGUGGCGUGAGCUCAUUGGCUGGAUGGAGGAACUUGUACGCAGGCAUUGGGAAGGUUUUGUGUCAGAUGAUGAGAAAAAUUCCGUGGCCCUCAGCCCUGCCUGCCCAGAUACCCAGAAUCCUUUUCUGCUGCUCUCCAAUGUCUCAACAGUGCUUCCUCCACUGUCACAGACCAGAACACAACAGCUCGCGGCUAGCUUGCAGGCCCAGAGCUCAAAGUCAUGGGGUUCAAAGCACAAGUCAAGACGGAAAUCCAAAAAGCAGAGAAAGUCAUCGACUACCAGUCGAGUACCUGUAGGGGCGGCGGUUGCUCAUCACAAUCUCAAUGACCUCAUCAUGAUACAUGGGAUUCCACUGCAGCAAAGGAACCUGGGAACACUGGACCGAAUAGCUCAGGACCCCGAAGAAAAAGUGUCUCAUCGUCCCGGCUCCAGUGUCAUUCCCACCGGUAAAGCUCGGCCCCGUCGUGCACUGGAACAAAGCACCUCCUCUUUGACCCGCCCCCCUCAGUCGGCACGGCGACGGAACCCGCCCCCUCGCACUCUGAUGCCGUUGACGUCCAGUGUAACGCAACCCGUCGCAACUGGCUCCAUGGAAGAGGUGGUCAGAGGCACAAGAUUGACGACCGCCAGUGAUCGUUUGGCCUCACCUCCAAUGCCUCUCAGUAGAAACACACUCCUCCCUCCCAUUGGCACGGGAGACACAGACCACACAUACUCCGGACAGCACUCACGGCUUAUGCAGAAGCAAAGAGGCUCCUCGAGUCGUGCGCACAGUGCAGUGACCGACGAGGGUGUCAGCCUGCAGCCCCGAGACAAACUACACCUGUUGGAUGUGUUUUCCAGACCCAACACCACACAUACCUUUAGGUCAGACACCCCUUAUCGCCGUUCAUUCACUGGAAUAGACAACAUCGGGCAGGGACGACCUGGUCGAGCGUCUGUUGGUGUAGAUUCUCUGGGAAUUGGUGUCACUGGAAUCAGUUUGGGCAUCAGCAGCUCCUCCUUCAUAGACUCAUUUUCCCAUCAUCCCCUUGGCCACUUUCCCAUCGAGCAUGAGGAGGAGCCAGAUGCAAAAGCUCCACCCCCAGUGUCUGUUCCAGCACGUUCCCACAACAGAGGCGGUUCGACGGCACGCAGUAGCAGACCAGGGCUUUAACACAAACACACAUUCACACAUGCAUACAAUCUCCCUCACCUUCUUGAACCAAACGCACCUCAGCACUGACGCAACUUUUCUUCAGUACUGACAGACGCUUUAUACGUCUGCUGGACUUUUGUAUGACACGCCGUUUGGGCGUGGACUUUAUUUAUGACCGCUGUUGUUAUUAUUAGUAGUAUUGUUAUUCAUGUCGUUGUUUGAAAUUUUCUAAAACCCUAUUUUUGUAUAUUGGACUAUUCAGCUUCAUAUGGCUGCCAAAUACAGGAAACUGUCUUUCCCUUACAUCUGUAGAUGUACUGUACAUGCUGUACUGUAUGGAGUAACAACUUUUUGGUUUUCCCUAAAGACGGCUCUAUGAAGCCUACAUGGAGUUUCUAUGCAGGUUCAUUCAAGCAGGGUGUUUAAUGUUGCCUCGAUGGCGUGUUCAGGACCCUACUGGAUUGUGGAACCUGCUUUAGAAGAUACUUUCUAUAUAUAUCCAGGAUGGAUGUUCCAUUGUGAUGCAAUUCCAACAAUUUCAUCCAUGAUCAUGGACAAUAGGUGUGUAAGAAUUAUUUUUAUGAACGUUAUAAAGGGUCUAAAGGGUUGCGACCCUUUGUAUCAUGAUUCCGUGAUUAUGUAAUGUUCAAUAACAUAACAUUCAAACUGAAUCCAAGGUCUUAUUCAGUGUAGAACCACCAUGAUCCUGUUUUUCAGAAGGAAAACAACUGCAAUACGAGAACGGGCCUGUACAGUAGUGCAACCUACAUAAUGACGGAUGAAAGAGGUUUAAAGUUUCAAGUUUUAAAACUGUUUAAAACAGUCCCGUGAGCCAUACUGGGCUUGGCAAGCGACGGACAGCAUGGUGUUUAUUAAAUAUUACAUAUAUAAAUAUAAACGCACACAGAGAUUGCAGAGUUCAGGGUUUGUUCAAAUAAGCGUACUGUAAAUUUUAUUUUUGUGUGUGUGUGUCGGCAUUAAGUGGAUUUUACAGAAAUAUUAUAGGGCAAUUUUUCAUUUAAGACUUUUAAAUGGCCAUUUGGUUCUUUUGGUGCCAGGAAAUCCUUAAAUAUUUAACUCUGACUGGUAAAGCACAUUUUGACGUACCAUUUUACUGGCAGAUAUUGAAUGUGGCUCUUACAGGUUUGUAAUGUUUAUGUGGCAGCUUCACUGUAACAGCAUUUAUUUAAAUCGUACCGACUCUAACUGAACAUUUGCAUUUCUCCGAUUUGAUUAACGUGUUGAUCUCAGUGAGUGAGUAUUGCUUUUAAUCAAUUUUUUUUUUCUAUUUGGAGAGUAACUAAGCUCAAAGCAUGUAUUAUGAGUGUACAGGCCAUCACGAUGUUUGAUGAUCAGAGAGAUGGAUUCCUCUACAGCCAUACCGAAGGGAUGUCACGGGAAGACAUCUCUUCAUACCCCAGCCUAACGCCUCCGCCUCUAAGACAGAUCCAGCUAUUCUUCACUCAGCUCGGCAAGGACAAUCUAGAGUUGCAGAAGUUGUAGCCAUAUUUGACUUUCUUUUGAGAUUUCUAGAGUUCCAGUAGACACUCUGUGCUGUUUGACCACAGAGUUUCAUUGCUGCUGAUUCGAGUGGGCAGAUUUCAAGAGCCAUGUCACCUGGAUCAACAAGACCACGCUGGUUUUUUAAUCACGGAUGCAGAUCUUUUGCAAGCGGACUUGUUUUGUGUGGGAAAUAAUGGUUUAUCUGCUCUAAGUCUGGUGGAGAUGACAGUGCUGGAUGGGAGUGUGUGUGACUGUGUGUGCGCAUGUGUGUGUGUGGAGGUGACCACUCUUGGCAGGUGUAGCACUGCUGUAUCUAAGAUUCCCCCUAAAUGUUUACCUCUGUAACAUAAAUGAGAAUGGCAAUUGAAAAAUAAAGGUAAUUAUUUGAAUAAUAUGGUGUUUUUCUUUUUGUCUUAGACACUGUAACAGUACUGUAUAUUCAUGAGGCUGUAUCUCAGUAGCAAUAAAGUUUUUGAGCAUGUUGGUUUCGAACACCUAGUUCAGA